This is a messenger RNA of Penicillium cosmopolitanum, 735 nucleotides long. RefSeq names its product putative 26S proteasome non-ATPase regulatory subunit Nas2. The coding region runs from base 1 to 735 and encodes 244 amino acids. Gene Ontology annotation, cellular component: nucleus; cytoplasm. The transcript is spliced from 4 exons. The record is from RefSeq and is a predicted model, not a curated record. Gene Ontology annotation, molecular function: protein binding. Gene Ontology annotation, biological process: proteasome regulatory particle assembly. Lineage: Eukaryota; Fungi; Ascomycota; Eurotiomycetes; Eurotiales; Aspergillaceae.
AUGGGCAUCCCCAUGGACGAUAACAUCCACACUCCUACCGUCGCCUCCGGACCAACGUCCGGGGGCGCCCCCUACGACGCAUCCAAGCUGUCUAUGCCCGAACUGAUGCAGGAGAAGGAACGGAUCGAGGAGGAGCUGACUGCACUGAGCAGCGUCCUCAAGACGCAUAAUGUUAGCAUGACAUCAACCCUUACAACUUUCGACGGAUACCCGCGCGACGACAUUGACAUCGCCCAAGUCCGAACGACCCGCGUCCGAAUGAUCCGCCUACAAAACGACCACAAGGAAGUAAUGAAGUAUCUGGAGAAGGGUCUUCACGCGCAUUUUGCACAGUUACAAAAUGCGCAAGGUGUUGCGACCACGAAUGGAUCUAGUGUGCCGUCCGGUGUGCCCGCGCCAGUUGCAGCCACCACGCCGACCAGCAUUGCAGAUGCGGGCACGCUAGGGACGCCCUUUGCCAAGGUCAAUAGCGUGGAACCGAACAGCCCAGCGGCUCAGGCAGGUCUCAAGGCCGGAGACACCAUUCGGAGCUUUGGUGAUGCGAAUUGGCUGAACCACGAGCGACUGACCAAGGUUGCGGAGGCCGUCCAGCAAAACGAAGGGCGCGCCGUGUCGGUCAAGGUAGUACGGAAGAACGAGAGUGGAUCAGGGACAAGUUCAUUAGAUUUGCAACUUACCCCCCGACGCAAUUGGGGAGGUCGAGGACUGUUGGGGUGCCAUCUUGUUCCUCUGUAG